GUCAGGCAUUGUCAAUCCUCUAAAUCAGUCUUGCUUCAUAUAUCUCAUUGGGACACUAUUUUUUCAUUGACAAAAACCAACAAAAUAUCUACCGGUAUAAAAAAAGAUGUCAUAUUAUAUAUCGCGCCUGCUGAAGGCGCAAGCCGCUUCCAAGCGGCUUAUAUCUAAUUUGACCCAGCGCGAGGGCAAGCAUUCCUUGUGGCGUCAACUUGGAUUGCAGCAAAAGGGAGGAUCAACUGCUACCAAACCGCGUGCCAUAUCCACUUCGCAGGUGCAAAAGUCGGUGUUGAUUGAUGACGAUGAACUGGCGACAGGCAUCCAGAAGCGCGAAAUGGAGCUGGUCAAACAAGGCUGUGACGAUCCCUGGGGCUUUAGGCAGAUCAUUAAGCGUGGCACUGGGAGAGAGAACGAUCCAACUGUGAUUCCCUCUGCAUUCGACGCUCGUCUCGUCGGCUGCCUUUGCCUAGACGACCGUCAACCAAAGUGGAUGUGGAUCGAGAAGGACGAGGGUCCAAAGCGGUGCGAAUGUGGACAUUUCUUCGUGCUGAAGAACGUAUCACCGGUCUACUAGAUGUAUCACACAUAGAGCGCUGUACAAAGACAUAGAACAAGCAUCACUGCCACUCGACAUACACUGGGACUCUACGAUUGUUCCAAGUCACAAUAGGGAUUAAAAACAUUGCAUGAUAUUAUCAAAACAAA
Messenger RNA from Drosophila serrata, 702 nucleotides. It is a transcript of the gene COX5BL, whose product is annotated as Cytochrome c oxidase subunit 5B-like. Gene Ontology annotation, biological process: mitochondrial electron transport, cytochrome c to oxygen. Lineage: Eukaryota; Metazoa; Arthropoda; Insecta; Diptera; Drosophilidae. The record is from RefSeq and is a predicted model, not a curated record. Gene Ontology annotation, cellular component: respiratory chain complex IV; mitochondrial envelope.